AUGGACUAUUCCACUAAGUUAGGAAAGAAUUAUGCCCCCUAUUCUGAUGUUGCUGCCUAUCGAUGGUUAAUUGGAUGGCUUGUUUACCUCACCACCACUAGGCUGGAUAUCUCUUUUUCAGUGGAAAAGCUUAGCCACUACCCAGAUUGUCCCACCACUACCCACUACCAUGUCUCCAUUUGUGUUCUCAGGUAUCUCAAACAAGCUCCGGUAGCAGGCUUGUUCUUUCCUGUCUCCUCAGAUUUAGUUCUCUCUGGCUAUUCAGACACUGAUUGGGCGCCAUGCAUUGAUACUAGAAGAUCUGUCUCUGGAUUUUGUUUUUAUUUGGGCACUUCCUUAGUCUCUUGGAAGAGCAAGAAGCAGCACACUAUAGCUAGAUCAUCUUUAGAGGUUGAGUAUCGUGCUUUGGCCUUAGCAACCUGCGAGGCACAAUGGAUUUCCUAUAUUUUAGCUGAUCUGCACAUGCCCCUAUUGAACUCCAUUCCUCUUUAUUAUGAUAGCCAGUCAGCCAGAUACAUUGCAACCAACCCUAUAUUUCACGAAUGA
This is a messenger RNA of Arachis ipaensis, 546 nucleotides long. NCBI's taxonomy places the organism in Eukaryota, Viridiplantae, Streptophyta, Magnoliopsida, Fabales, Fabaceae. The record is from RefSeq and is a predicted model, not a curated record.